AUGCUAGCUGUGGUGGUGAUCCUCUUUGCCCUCCUGUGGAUGCCGUACCGCACCUUGGUGGUGGUCAACUCCUUCAUGGACCCUCCUUACCUGAACAUCUGGUUCGUCCUCUUCUGUAGGCUCUGCAUCUACCUGAACAGCGCCAUCAACCCCAUCAUUUACAAUGUGAUGUCUCAGAAGUUUAGAGCUGCCUUCAAAAAGCUAUGCAAAUGUGGGGGGAAGAGGACAGAGAUUGCCACUCAGUACAAUGCUCCUGUCUUCUACAGCACCAUGAAAGACUAUUCCCAUGACAGUUCUGAGCAUAACAUCACAGAACAAGAAGAUCUCAAUGGCUACCCAUCAUCAGCAAGGAGGAGUAAACCUUCCAAAUAA
Podarcis lilfordi (Lilford's wall lizard) is the source of this 372-nucleotide messenger RNA. NCBI's taxonomy places the organism in Eukaryota, Metazoa, Chordata, Lepidosauria, Squamata, Lacertidae. The record is from the annotation of a GenBank genome assembly.